UGUAUCAUUUAAGUUAUUCGUAUUCUAUCAUAUACAUAUAAAGUUUAAUCAAACUGGGAAAUUAAGAAACUGAAAAAAAUGGGCAGUCUCGAUGAGAACGACGUCGUUGCAUGCCCGUCAAACACAAUCGGUGAAUUCAAUCCGCUGGGCGUGGAAGAGUUCCGGCGACAAGCUCACCGGACGGUCGACUUCAUUGCUGACUAUUACAAGAACGUAGAAAGCUACCCUGUACAGAGCCAGGUUGAGCCCGGGUAUCUCCGGAACCGUCUCCCGGCGGCCGCUCCCUACCGGCCGGAACCGUUCGACACCAUUAUGAAAGACAUUGAGAAGGAGAUAAUUCCCGGGAUGACCCAUUGGUUGAGCCCGAAUUUCUUUGCGUUUUUCCCGGCGACCGUGAGCUCCGCCGCUUUCGUCGGGGAAAUGCUUUCCACCUGCUUCAACUCCGUGGGGUUCAACUGGAUGGCGUCGCCCGCCGCCACGGAGCUGGAGAUGGUGGUCAUGGACUGGCUGGCGAAGAUGCUCAAGCUCCCGACUUCCUUCAUGUUCUGCGGCACGGGCGGCGGGGUCAUGCAGGGGACCACCAGCGAGGCGGUCCUCUGCACACUCAUCGCCGCCCGCGACCGCGCGCUGCGGGCCGUCGGAGCCGAGCACGUCGGGAAGCUCGUCGUGUACGGCUCCGACCAGACUCACACGGCGUACGCGAAGGCGUGCAAGUGUGCCGGCAUUUUCCCGCGCAACAUCCGGAUCCUUCCAACUUCCCGGGACGACAACUUCUCCUUGUCGCCCCAGGCCCUACGCAGGGCGAUCGAGGCUGACGUGGCGGUCGGGCUGGUCCCGCUGUACCUGUGCGCGACAGUGGGGACGACCUCCACGACAGCCGUGGACCCAGUCAACGAGCUAGCUGAAAUAGCAGCUGCUCACAAGAUCUGGGUCCACGUGGACGCAGCGUACGCCGGGAGCGCGUGUAUAUGCCCCGAGUUUCGACACCACCUAGACGGGGUCGAACGAGCGGACUCGCUGAGUCUUAGUCCCCACAAGUGGCUGCUGACCUAUUUGGACUGCUGCUGCUUGUGGGUCAAAGAACCCAGUCUCCUAGUCAGGGCACUGGGCACCAACCCAGAGUACCUGAGGAACAAACGGAGCGACCUGGGGUCCGUCGUCGACUACAAGGACUGGCAACUGGGCACGGGGCGACGAUUCAAGUCGCUCCGUCUGUGGCUCGUCAUGCGGAGCUACGGGGUGGCGAACCUCCAGAGCCACAUCCGGUCCGACGUGCGGUUGGCGAAGGUGUUCGAGGGGAUGGUGAGAUCGGACCCGAGGUUCGAGGUCGUGGUGCCGAGGGCGUUUUCCCUGGUGUGCUUCCGGGUCAACCCGCAGAAGGAGUCGGACGACCCGAGGUAUACGAACCUGUUGAACAGGAAGCUGGCGGAGUCGAUCAACUCGACGGGUCGGGUCUACGUCACGCACACGGUGGUCGGCGGGAUGUAUACGCUGAGGUUCGCGGUGGGGGCCACGUUAACCCAAGAGCGCCACGUGGUGGCUGCGUGGAAGUUGAUACGAGACUCCGCCGACGGCCUGCUCGAUCGCUAGAAACCUCGUUUCAUUUAGGUGUAAUGGGAAAAAAAAGGGAAAAGAAAAAAAGACUUUCGAUUUGUUUAAUGUUGGAAAGACAUUAAUUGUCGGGUAUGCGGUGGAAGAAGUUUAAUUUCGAGUAAAUUCCCAAAAUAGUCCUCAAUAAGUUUUAAUUACCUACAUGGUCCUCUAUAAUUGAGAUUUAUUCUCAAAAUAGUCAUUUGUAAUAAGAUAUUUUUCCAAAU
This is a messenger RNA of Cuscuta campestris, 1817 nucleotides long. NCBI's taxonomy places the organism in Eukaryota, Viridiplantae, Streptophyta, Magnoliopsida, Solanales, Convolvulaceae. The record is from the annotation of a GenBank genome assembly.